This is a messenger RNA of Phaedon cochleariae (mustard beetle), 483 nucleotides long. The record is from the annotation of a GenBank genome assembly. NCBI's taxonomy places the organism in Eukaryota, Metazoa, Arthropoda, Insecta, Coleoptera, Chrysomelidae.
AUGAAAGAACAUGGCUAUGAAGUAGCAGGUAAAAACUGUUAUGACGAAUACAGGUCUCUAUUGAAAACUUACCGAGCAAUCAAAGAUAAGGCUAGUAAAACUGGUGAAAGUGCUAUAACUUGGGAAUAUUACCAUACAAUGAAUGCUGUAUUGGGUAAUAAACCAAACAAAACGCCUGAUGAAGAAUUAUCAGGAAGUUCCUUGGGGAGUACCUUUGAAACAGAAGAAACUAGUACCAGUGAAAGUACUACUCAAUAUCUUGAUGACAUUGAGAUGGCAGAAAGUACAAAUAAUAAUAAUAGUGUGGAUAAGAAUGCUAAACCAAAGAAAAAAAUUCCUGAGAUGACUAUGAAAAGAUAUUUGUUCCAGAAAAACAAAAAAGGAAACAGAGAUGAGGAAGAAGCCAAGAAAAGAUGGGAGGAGAAGGAAGAAAUCGAAAAUAAAAUAGCUGAAGCAUUACUGGCAAGAUCUCAGAAUCUAUGA